Molecule: messenger RNA, 1201 nt
Organism: Striga asiatica
Lineage: Eukaryota; Viridiplantae; Streptophyta; Magnoliopsida; Lamiales; Orobanchaceae
Source: the annotation of a GenBank genome assembly
CUCUCUUUCUCUUUCUCUCUCUCAUACACACACUCACACAUUUUAGCUCACCGCCUCUAUAUAUUCCCCCCAAACGGCCUAACAAAACAAACCCUGUAGUUUUCUUGGUCUUCAAGCUCAUACAAAUCCACAGGGCAAAAAAAAGAUUCCAACUUUUCAAAAAUGGAAGCUGCAAAAAUGGACACUGAAGGUUCUUCACAGGCUGCUACAGAGCUGCAUGUUCUUGUUGUUGAUGACAGUCUUGUGGACAGGAAGGUUGUCGAGCGCCUGCUCAAGAUUUCUGGCUGCAAAGUGACUGCCGUGGAAAGUGGGACGAAGGCUCUGCAGGUUUUGGGCCUGGACGAGGAGAAAAGCUCUGAUGGAUUUGAUGGCUUGAAGGUGGAUCUGGUAAUCACUGACUAUUCUAUGCCAGGAAUGACUGGGUUUGAGCUUCUCCAAAAGAUCAAGAGCUCGGCCAAGCUGAAGGACAUUCCCGUGGCAAUCAUGUCUUCCGAGAAUGUUGCUGCUCGUAUCGAAAGCUGUCUGCAGGAAGGGGCCGAAGAAUUUCUCGUGAAGCCCGUCAAGCUCCCGGACGUGCAGAGGCUCCGAGACAUCAUUCUGAGAGGUGGCGCCAAAAAGGGGAAGGAAAAAACGGGAGACGAGCCACCAAAACAGCCUGUGGCCCUCGACUCUGAUACUCAAGUGGGCCCCACAGAAGCACCUGUCGCCAGCUCAGAGGAGGUCCCGACUUCCCCUAGCUCGGGCCCACCUGUCGAGCCACCUCACCAGCUUGCUUCCAAGAGCCCGAGUUUGGCAGCUGCCUCGGACUGAGUUUGACUUUGACUUUGACUCGACCCGACUUGCAUUGACCUAAGCCUAGAGUGACUAUUGCCUAAGACAAUAUAUUAGUGGUAUUUAGUAAAUUGUUACUUUUUGAGACUUAGCCUAGUGGUUAGUAUGAUCGUUCGGGCUAUUUGUCGGUUGUUUUUGUGCCCGAUUUAGUGUUUUUCGGAGAUCCCAACUUAGCUAUAGGGCAUUAUUAGAACUCGGUUUGAAAAAAAAUUAUCUAUCCGGUGUGGUGCGGUACAUAGUAGUAGUAGUGUUUUGGGGCAUUAUGAUGACUCCAUUGGCUAGUUAUCAGCUGGUUUGUACGGCUGUGUUUGAGGAAUAUGUUUUGUCUGGAAUUUAACUGGCCAAAUAAUAUAUCAUGAUUUGAUGGAAC